CACGACGACAAGCAGGCCCAGAACUACCACAACGACCACGCCAAGCACAAAGACAACGACAACAGCGGCUCCUGUCUGCAACUGCCCCACACCCCCUACCGUUGAUAGAACGAGCGAGGGUGCCGUUACCUUUAGUAGCAUUUUUGUGAAUGCCGACUGCUCGCGCACAUACACUUGUACACGUGGUGCGGCGCAGGCAGAGAUUUCUUUUAACCUCGAGACGGCUGGAACGGUCACUUCCACCUCUAACAGCGUCUCCGCCACGCUCCAAUUGUAUAUGCUA
Messenger RNA from Mesorhabditis spiculigera, 283 nucleotides. NCBI's taxonomy places the organism in Eukaryota, Metazoa, Nematoda, Chromadorea, Rhabditida, Rhabditidae. The record is from the annotation of a GenBank genome assembly.